This is a messenger RNA of Taeniopygia guttata (zebra finch), 4305 nucleotides long. It is a transcript of the gene MLPH, whose product is annotated as melanophilin. Gene Ontology annotation, biological process: intracellular protein transport. NCBI's taxonomy places the organism in Eukaryota, Metazoa, Chordata, Aves, Passeriformes, Estrildidae. Gene Ontology annotation, molecular function: myosin binding; actin binding; small GTPase binding. Gene Ontology annotation, cellular component: cortical actin cytoskeleton. The record is from RefSeq and is a predicted model, not a curated record.
AUUCGCACACCCUGCAUCGAGCAGGCAGAGUAAACAGCUCCCGCAGCCCCAGCCAGGCGGGCGAGGUCCGGAGCGGCUGCGGCUGCGGGCAGCACCCCGGGGGAUGGCAGGGCCGCCCUCCCGGCUGGCGAGGAGCCCCCGCAGCCCAUAGGCGCCGUGCCAGCCCUGCUCGCCCGGCAGAGCGGCUGCGGUGCUGGCAGGAGCCGGCUGGCCUGCCCGCAGCUCUGCCCCUGCCCGCUUAUAUGGGCAGAGCGGAGGUGGGGCUGAGCUCUUCCCCCUUCUCAGCAGCAUCCCCGGGUACGGGACAGCGAGCGCUCGGGGGGAGCGAGUAACGGGAUCGGCUCCACGGCUCGCCGCCACGAGAUGGGCAGGAAGCUGGACCUCUCCAAGCUCACCGAUGAAGAAGCCAAGCAUGUUUGGGAAGUCGUUCAACGGGACUUUGAUCUGCGGAAAAAAGAGGAGGAACGGCUGGAGGAGCUGAAAUGCAAGAUCGACCAGGAGAGCAGCAAGAGAGAGUUCCUGACCAAUCAGUCCCACCUCAACGAAACUCACUGUGUGCACUGCCUGCAGCCCUUCAAGUUCCUGCUGAACAGCAAACGGCAGUGCCUGGACUGCCACUUCUACACCUGCAAGAACUGCAGCCGCUACAACAAGAAGGAGCAGGGCUGGGUCUGUGAUCCCUGCCGCCUCUCCAGGAUCGUGAAGAUCGGCUCCCUGGAGUGGUACUACGAACACGUGCGCUCCCGCUUCAAGAGGUUUGGAAGUGCCAAAGUGCUGCAGUCCCUCUAUGGCAGGCUGCAGCCAGGCCAGGGGCUCAACUCUGCCUUUCUGGGUCUUCAUGACAGAGUUUAUAGUCUGCCAGACAUUAACAGAGAGUGCCAGCUGCUCACCAGCUGUGACGCCGGGGAUGACAGCGAUGAGGAAGACAAUGUCCUCCAUGGGGCUGAAGCAGAGCGCUACAGCAGGAUGUGCAAGACAAAGCGCCUGCUGUCUGUGCACCCCUUUGAUUUCGAACUGGACUCGGAUUACUCUGCUCAGUCUCGCCGCCAGUCUGUGCAGCUCUCUCCAGCAGCCAGCAGCCCAGAUGCUUUCCAGUCCUUCCCAGAUUUCCCCAACUCAGCUGAAGAUGGCUCCCAGGGGUCCAGGAUCACGGAUGCAGACCUGGUGUUCCACCAUGUCCUGCAGGAGCCGGGCGUGAGCGCUCCGGAGCAGCACUUCAGCACCGAGGUUCGGCUCACCGUCAACGCACGGAGGAGGAGCCUGGAGAGAAACCCAAAGCCUGGCAUCCCCUGGAAUGAGCCACCCCGGGCCCGGUACUUGGCCGACAUGGACACGUCCGACGAGGAGGUGAGGGGAGCCCAGCUCCCAGCCCACCACUCCAGACGCCGGAACAGAGCCUCCUCCCAGGAGAACAUCAGCCACUCCUCCAGCCAGAUCCAUGAACUCAACACUCGCAUGUCCGCAAUCGAGCGCGUGCUGAACCGCUUGGAGGAAAAAAUCCUGACGCGGCCCGACGAGUCUGCGGCCCCAGAGUCCCACACGGAUCCUGAUGCUGAGGAGGAGGAGUUGAAGAGGAAGCUGGAGGAGUUAGCCAGCAACAUCAGUGAUAAAGAAGUCUCUUCUGACGAGGAGGAGCGUGAAGAAGAGAAGAGAGAAAAGAAACCAGAGAUGAAUUCCUCCAGCGAUGCCAUGGCCAGGGAUGUUAGAAAGAGGUCGUCGGCUCAGGCUUUGAGUGAGAUCACGGCCAAAGUGCUGAGAGCCAUAAACGCCACGGAGGCAGCGGUGUGGGAGUCGGUGCAUGGACAGAGCCAGGGCUGUGCCCUCCCUGCAGGGCAGCUUCCAGGCCUGCCAGAAGGGAGAGAGGUGGCCGAAGUGUACCGGGAGCUUGAGGAAAAUUUGUACCUGACUGCUGGAAAGACCUACCAGCUUGAGAAGACCCUGAAGGAGCUUGAGGAAGGGGCUCAGCACAGCGGCACUACUGACUCGGAGCUGUCAGAGCUGGAGGACAAAGUGGCCUCAGCAGCUGCUCAGGUGCAGCAGGCAGAGAGUGAGAUAUCGGAUAUCGAGUCCCGGAUUGCAGCUCUGUCUGCUGCAGGGCUGACAGUGAAGUCUGUGGAAAAGGCAAAGAAGAAGUCGAGCGUGCAGGCUGCCUGUCUCCAUUCUCCUGGUCCUGCCAGCAGCAGUCCUGGGGAGGCUUUGGAUGACAUUAAAGCAAUGCCCGGACUGCAGAGGUUCAGGAGGAAGUUCAACAGUCCCCUGGAAAUCACCAGUUUGGAGGACUCCUUUGACCGUAACUCGGCGUACCGCGGCUCGCUGACGCAGAGGAACCCCAACGGCAAGGGCAGGAGGGUGGAGCGGCUCUUUGCGAAGCCUGUGAUGACCCACCUGUCCUGAGGAGAGGGGAUCUUCCUGCUCCCGCAUUUCAGUGAAGACACAAGACCUCAGCAAAGCAAAGCCUCUGACAGCCUUCCCUGCAACGCUUUCUCCUCCUUCUCCUGAGCCCCUCUCUCCCUGAAAGCCUGGACAGAAAGGAAGCCAGAGGCCGUGGGCAGGAGGCUUUGCUGGGAGUUGAUGGGAAGAGGAGCAAAGCACUGGGGUGCAGGCAUGUGGCCAGGGGAUCUCAUGGGAGGAUGCUGGAAUGAGACCUUGGGUUGGGGCAGCUCUUUGGUACUGGGGCAGCCAAGGGGACCAGAGAGGUGCAGAGCAGGAGUGACCUCCCUGGGGGAAGCUGGGUGUAAGUGUGACAUCCAGCACAGGGCAGGGACAGCCCUCGCUUGGCAGAAGCUGUCAGUGCCUGUCCCUGCUCUCUCCCAGGCUGCUGUGAGCAGGGACAGAAGCUGACAGUGAGUGUGGAAUGCCCUUGGGGUACCCCAGGUAGAAGAGGGACCCAGGCAUCCCAGUACAGGAAUUCACACCCCGAUGCUGGUCCCAAUUCCCUGCCUUGUCCCGUGGAGCUUUGCUUCCCUGCCCUGAGCAGCAAAGGAGGAUGGGAUCAGUGCUGGUCCCCUCCCCAGGGAGCACUCGCUCUUUGCCCCAAGCCAUGCAAACACCCCUGAGGCUUCUGCCACCAGCCUGAAGCAGCUGUGGCCAUCAGGGGAUGGGAGUGAAGUGAGGCCUGAGGGGAGUGGUGGCAAGAAAAGUGGGAGGAAAGGCUGGAGGGCUUGUUGGGGAUAUUGGUUUGCUUUUCCAACUCUUUGAAGACAUCUCCACUGCAUGUGAGGCUGUAUCAGCAAGGCACAGAACCCCAGCACGCAGAGUGUAGGUGCUCCUGCCAAGAUGCACUUGGGUGGAUGAGCAUGUCCCCUGUCCCUGGUGAUGGCAUUUGGAGCCUCUUAGGGCCACCCCAUCCUUAGGCAGGGCCGUGAUGACCUUCAGGGGUUGCAGCAGCCCUGGGCCCCUGGUGUCAGCUGCCCCAGCUCCCCCAGGACGUUUGUUUUCCUCCAAUAUUCAACUCUCCAGUGAUCCCAGUGGGUCAGUGCUGGCCCCACACCCAUUAGGAUGGGCAGAGGGUUGCUUUCUCUUGCAGGUCCCUUUAGAAGAGUUUUUUUGUUCAGUUCCUGUCCUGUGCAGCCCCACUCUCCUCCCUCCCCGGCGGGCAAAGGAUCGCUGGAGCUGGAGCAGGGACAUCAGCCCAGUGCUGAGCUUCCCCUGCAAGGCCACCCAGGCUGGAUCAUUUUAGUCAAUUCCUGUACAUCUCAGCUAAAACCACUUUAAUUACGAGCAGUAGGACGAGCUCUCAUGCAAGUAACACUAAUUUGGCUUUGCUAGGAGUAGAGGCUGCUGACUGCCUAGGAAUUGGUCCUGUGGUCAUCCCAGAGAGUAUGUAAGUCCACAGUCUGGGCUUCCCAGCUGGAAACAAAACCGGUUUCUUAAUUUAAAAUUAAAUCUUUGUGGCCUGAAGCUCAAAAGGGUAAGUGCAAAGCUCUGCUGUCACAGAAACUCCCAGACACUGCGGCUUCACAGGAUCCAGCCAGGGGCUGUGCUGGGAUGGCAGCUCCUGGGCUGGAAAAGGGAGCUCCACCAAGAUCCUCCACAGGGUUUGCACCCACCCUUCUGGCAUCAGGGUUCAGCCCUCACCCCAGCCCCAUCUCUUGCUUGUCUGGUUCCAGCCAUGACUCCAGUCCUUCCACACCUGACCCUGUGGAGGAAUCCUCACGGGGAACCUCAGCAGUGCAGACCAAGGCAUCAUUCAGUAGCCACUCAAGUUGUUCUUUCCUGGUUCCCUGACCCAUUUGCCUGUGUAGAGAUUAUAAUAAAUGUUCACUAAAUCAUGCAAUAAAGCAAAUUUUGUGUCCAGAACCACCA